UAUCCCAACCGGAUACAGUGUUGUCAAGAUUGUUGAUAUGUAUCAGCAACGAUAUGUUAACUGAAUGAGUUUAGUGUUGGCCAUUCAAAAUGCUGGUAUUUUUCUGUAUUGUUAUAUCUACAUUAUUAUGCAUACCUAUGUUGAUGCGAUAUUGGAUUAAACAGCGAUCAAAGAAUUUACUACCACACUUAAGGAAAAAAGGGGAGAUAACUGUUGGAUUUUUCCAUCCAUAUUGUAAUGCUGGUGGAGGAGGAGAAAGGGUACUAUGGACAGCUAUCAGAGCUUUACAGACCAGAUAUCCCAGAAUUCAAUGUAUUGUUUACACAGGAGAUACUGAAGCCACUGGAUCAGACAUAAUACAGAGGGCCAAACAGAGGUUUAACAUCAGUAUCACCUCUCCAGUACAAUUUGUUUUUCUUACAAAAAGAUAUUUGGUAGAAGCUCAGAAGUAUCCAUACUUUACAUUGCUAGGACAAAGUUUAGGGUCUAUGCUGUUAGGAUGGGAAGCUCUAAUGAAAUAUGUUCCGGAUGUUUAUAUUGAUAGUAUGGGAUAUGCCUUUACACUACCAUUAUUUAAGUAUUUAGGAGGAUGUAAGACAGUUAGUUAUGUUCAUUAUCCUACCAUCAGUACUGACAUGUUACAACGUGUAUCAGAUAGAACUCAAUCACACAAUAACUCUUCAUUCAUCUCACGAAGUGCCACACUUAGCUGGGCUAAAUCUCACUACUAUAAAAUGUUUGCAUGCUUGUAUGGAAUAAUGGGUAGGCGUUCAGACAAAGUCAUGGUGAAUUCUACAUGGACAUUUAAUCACAUUCAAAGGCUAUGGAAAGUUGCAGACAGAACAUACAUCAUUUAUCCUCCCUGUGAUAUUUCAGAGUUUACCAAAAUUCCUCUGACAAACUGUCAUGUGCAGAAAACAAUAGUGUCUAUUGCUCAGUUUAGACCAGAAAAGGAUCAUGGUUUGCAAAUACGAUCGUUUUCUAAUUUUCUGAAAAGUCAUACAAAAGAUAAACAGAUUUACAAGCUACUUUUAGUUGGAAGUUGUCGUAACGAAGGAGACUCAACAAGAGUGAAAGAACUGAGAGAUUUAUGUACCCUGUUAAACAUUGAAGAUAAUGUAGAAUUUAAGUUAAAUGUUAGUUUUGAGGAGCUUAAAGAUUUGAUGUCAACUUCUCUGAUAGGAAUUCAUACUAUGUGGAAUGAACAUUUUGGCAUAGGAGUUGUGGAGUUAAUGGCAGCAGGAACUAUUAUAUUGGCCCAUAAUUCUGGUGGCCCAAAGCUUGAUAUUGUCACAGACUAUAAUCACCAAAAGACAGGAUACCUGGCAGCUGAUGAAGAUUCAUAUGCUGCAGCCAUGGAAACGAUAUUUAAUUUGAAAGAUGAGGAAAGACUGGUCAUUAGACAAAAUGCUAGACUAUCUGUAGAAAGGUUCAGUGAAGGUGAAUUUGAAAGAGGAUUUUUGAUGGUGUGUGAAUCCUUUUUAGUAAAAAAUCUAUGAAUUAUCUCCAUAAUUCCUGAUAAUUCUUUACAUUGA
Messenger RNA from Mytilus californianus (California mussel), 1535 nucleotides. RefSeq names its product GDP-Man:Man(3)GlcNAc(2)-PP-Dol alpha-1,2-mannosyltransferase-like. Gene Ontology annotation, molecular function: GDP-Man:Man(3)GlcNAc(2)-PP-Dol alpha-1,2-mannosyltransferase activity. Gene Ontology annotation, cellular component: endoplasmic reticulum membrane. Bases 90 to 1499 code for a protein of 469 amino acids. The transcript has 4 exons. The record is from RefSeq and is a predicted model, not a curated record. Gene Ontology annotation, biological process: protein N-linked glycosylation. Lineage: Eukaryota; Metazoa; Mollusca; Bivalvia; Mytilida; Mytilidae.